AUGUCUAGCUUAUUUGACGCUAUCCUCCAGUCUGAACUGGGCUCCAAUACUGGAGCCAGAGAAAGGUCAUUCCCAUCCUCAGACCACCCCCCAAGUUCUCGACCUCACGCACCGUCAGAGAGCAAUGGCCUUAUGAGCGAGGCUGAAGGGUUUGCCGAUGAUCAAGUGGUUGGCCCUGGAGGUUCAUUACCCAGACGCCCAAGACAUCCGCUCUACGGAAGAGGUCCCCCACCUGUCCAAGACCUUGCUGGUGAAAAGGUGCAGCAGGCUUUCGAAGAGCUAUUGGAAACACAUGUUGAAGAGCCCUCACUCUCUGGCGUACCCCCGUCAUCCGAAAUACUUAGCGAUAAAUACUAUAUUGCCCAAAUCCACGGUUUACAGCGAUACCAACUUUCGACUCUCUACGUUGAUUUUACCCACUUGACUUCCCUCCCGAACCGGGUUCUGGCGGAAGCCAUUGCCAAUCAGUAUUACCGAUUCCAGCCCUACCUGACUAGAGCUCUUCACAACCUCAUUGCGAAAUAUGAGCCUCAAUAUUUCAGAGAACACAGGCAGAUUAACAGCACGUCGUCCCAAGCCAGCACCUCAGCCUUAGCGGUCGACAGCACCGAACCUGACUCACUGGCGGAAAAGACAAGACAUCAACAAACGGAUAAAGUGUUUUCAUUGGCAUUUUAUAACCUACCAUUGGUGUCGAGACUGCGACAACUCCGAACUGACCAGAUAGGCAAAUUGUUGUCAAUAUCUGGAACGGUAACUCGAACUUCUGAAGUGCGUCCCGAACUUGCCCUAGGUACUUUUAUUUGCGAAAAUUGUAGCACUGCCGUUGAGGAAGUCGAGCAAACAUUCAAAUAUACCGAACCGUCGCAAUGUCCGAAUCCAACUUGUGGGAACCGCAUCGGUUGGCGGUUGGAUAUCCGUCAGAGCACGUUUGUCGAUUGGCAGAAAGUGAAAUUGCAGGAAUCAUCCCAUGAAAUCCCAACUGGCAGCAUGCCACGUACCAUGGAUAUUAUCUUACGAGGAGAGAUGGUUGACCGAGCUAAGGCAGGAGAGAGGUGUAUAUUCACUGGCACACUCAUUGCCGUACCGGACGUUAGCCAGCUUGGUCUCCCUGGAGUCCGACCAGAAGCAACUCGAGACAAUGGGGACUUUCGCGGUAACGAUGUUGGCGGAAGUGGUGUGAGUGGCUUGAAAUCACUGGGAGUUCGAGACCUUACAUACCGUCUCGCAUUCCUUGCCUGCAUGGUAACUCCCGAUCUUACCACGCCCGGCCACCCAACCUCCCAGCAAUUGAAUGGCCAGUCGCAAAACAUUCUUGCAUCCUUGAACCAAACCGACCAGCUAGAGGACUACGAAGAUCAGGCGCAAGACCGUCUUCUCCAAACACUUACGCCCUACGAAGUACAAGAUCUUAAGCAAUUGGUGCAUUCCGAAUACAUAUAUUCUAGGCUAGUGGACUCGAUUGCUCCCAUGAUUUAUGGCCAUCGAGCUAUUAAAAAGGGGUUACUACUGCAACUAAUAGGAGGAGUGUCGAAGAUAACGGAACAGGAAAGCAUGAAAAUCCGUGGAGAUAUCAACAUAUGCAUCGUUGGAGACCCAUCCACGAGUAAAAGUCAAUUUUUGAAGUAUAUCUGUUCACUCAAUCCUCGAGCCGUCUACACUAGCGGAAAAGCUUCCUCUGCCGCCGGCUUAACUGCUUCAGUCGUCAAAGACCCGGAAACUGGUGAAUUUACGAUAGAAGCUGGAGCUUUGAUGCUUGCAAAUGGUGGAGGCAUUUGCGCCAUCGAUGAGUUUGACAAGAUGGAUAUUAGUGACCAAGUCGCGAUCCACGAAGCAAUGGAACAGCAAACCAUCUCCAUUGCCAAAGCCGGUAUUCAUACCACGCUUAAUGCGCGCGCCAGUAUUCUUGCUGCUGCAAACCCUGUUGGUGGACGAUAUAACCCCAAAACCACUCUGCGGGCAAAUCUUAACUUCAGCGCCCCCAUCAUGAGUCGCUUUGAUCUCUUCUUUGUCAUCCGGGAUGAACCAAACGAAGCUGUGGAUAGAAAUCUUGCAGAACACAUUGUCAAUGUUCACAUGAAUCGCGACGCUGCGAUAGAGCCUGAUCUCACUACCGAGCAGCUGCAGCGGUAUAUCAGAUUUGCUCGAACUUUCCAUCCUGUAUUCACUCCAGAAGCUAAGGCAUUGCUUGUGGAGAAAUACAAGGAACUGCGUGCAAAUGAUGCACAAGGCGGAUUGGGAAGGAGUAGUUAUCGAAUUACAGUCAGACAAUUGGAAAGCUUGAUCCGGUUGUCCGAGGCCGUCGCAAAGGCUAACUGUGUGGAAGAAAUCGUUCCUAACUUUGUCCGCGAAGCGUAUGACCUCCUUCGACAGAGCAUCGUAACAGUUGAGAAAGAUGACGUGGAAGUCGACGAUGAAGCCGAUAACCAAGAAGAUGGAGCUCAACAUGACAGAGAUGGGGAUAGUCCAAUGCGUACAGGCGACGACGAUGAUUAUGUCAAUGGCCCUGGGGCCACUUCUCAGCAGCCCCAAACCCAGAAGACCAAGAUUACAUACGACAAAUAUAUGCGGAUUCUUAAUAUUCUUGUCCGUAGAGUAAACGACGAUGAGGCCAAUGCGGGAGAAGGUGUCGAGCAGGAGGACCUGAUAGUCUGGUAUCUAGAGCAAAUUGAAUCUGAGCUGAAUAGCGAAGAGGAGAUGGAGGCUGAGAGGGCCUUGGCCGUUAAAGUUCUCAAGAGGAUGGUUAAGGAUAAUAUUCUCAUGGUCAUUCGAGGUGAGGGGCUUGUCGAGUCCGAUGACCAACAACGACAAGAUGAACAAAGGGUCGUAUACGUGUUACACCCUAACUGUGCGAUUGAGGAGAUGUAA
This is a messenger RNA of Paracoccidioides brasiliensis Pb18, 2868 nucleotides long. Its product is annotated as MCM DNA helicase complex subunit MCM6. The coding region runs from base 1 to 2868 and encodes 955 amino acids. Gene Ontology annotation, cellular component: MCM complex; nucleus. The transcript has 4 exons. Gene Ontology annotation, molecular function: single-stranded DNA binding; ATP binding; single-stranded 3'-5' DNA helicase activity. Gene Ontology annotation, biological process: double-strand break repair via break-induced replication; DNA replication initiation; mitotic DNA replication. The record is from RefSeq and is a predicted model, not a curated record.